Brugia malayi is the source of this 2307-nucleotide messenger RNA. RefSeq lists its product as uncharacterized. The transcript has 15 exons. Bases 1 to 2307 code for a protein of 768 amino acids. The record is from RefSeq and is a predicted model, not a curated record. Gene Ontology annotation, cellular component: mitochondrion; mitochondrial fatty acid beta-oxidation multienzyme complex. NCBI's taxonomy places the organism in Eukaryota, Metazoa, Nematoda, Chromadorea, Rhabditida, Onchocercidae. Gene Ontology annotation, molecular function: enoyl-CoA hydratase activity; NAD+ binding; long-chain (3S)-3-hydroxyacyl-CoA dehydrogenase (NAD+) activity. Gene Ontology annotation, biological process: fatty acid beta-oxidation.
AUGUUAUUUGUCCGAGGUGUAUCAGUACAUUGGUCGAAAUAUCGCAGUAUAUCACUAGUGCGAAACAUUGCCCGACUUGCAAGUACAAAUGUGCAUAUCAAACCGGACGACAAAAUUGCGGUCAAAUCUGAAACUAUUUCAAAAGGUCAAGAGAUGAUUGAAUCUAGUGACCAUAAAACGGUGACGUUAAAAAUAGAAGAUAAUGUAGCUGUAGUGAAAAUCGACCUUCCUAAUGCGAAAGAAAAUGUUUUGAAUGAAGCAGUUGCGGAUGAUCUCCGAUACUGUAUGAGUCGUAUUGAUGCCGAUGCUUCUAUUAAAGGAGUAGUGAUAAUAUCUGGGAAACCGAAUACAUUCAUCGCCGGUGCAGAUAUCGAAAUGUUGUCCAAGUGUAAAAGUUCUGCAGACGCUCGAAAAAUUUCGUCCGAUGCACAACGGGACUUUUUACAAAUUGAAAAUAGUCAAAGGCCGGUGGUUGCAGCCAUCAUGGGUACAUGUAUGGGUGGUGGUUUAGAACUAGCACUUGCCUGUCACUACCGAAUUGCAAUGAAUGUGCCAAAAACUUUAUUUGCAUUACCUGAGGUAAAAUUAGGCUUACUUCCUGGUGCUGGUGGUACACAACGUUUGCCAAAGUUGGUAUCGAUCACUGAAGCUCUUGGUAUGAUGCUUACUGGGAAAACGUUAUCAGCUAUAAAAGCGAAAAAAAUAGGUCUAAUUGACCGUGUUAUUGCCAUUGAUGCUGCACGACAAUUGUCUAUAGGUGUGUUAGAGGUAAAUCGCAGAGGAUCUUUGUGGGAAAAAACCACAAAUUAUGUACUGACAAGAACUCCGAUUUUCAAACAUUUCAUUUUAAAGAAAGCACGCGAAAAUGUUACGAAGAUGACUUUUGGAAACUACCCGGCUCCGUUAAAAAUCUUAGAUGUUAUUGAAAGUGGAGUAACGAGAGGGCCUGAUUUAGGUUAUAUGGAGGAAUCAGAGGCUUUUGGGGACUUAACUCAGACAACACAAUGUAAAGCCCUGAUUGGUAUUUUCAAGGGUAGAACCGAAUGCCGACGAAAUAAGUUUGGAGAAGCGAAAAAAAUUGACAAAUUAGCCAUAAUUGGUGCUGGUUUGAUGGGUGCUGGCAUUGCAAAUGUUUCAAUCGACAAAGAUAUUCAAACGUAUUUACUGGAUAGGGAUGACGAAGGCUUGGCACGAGGUCAGAAUCAAAUUCAUAAGCAUUAUGACGGGAUGGUGAAAAGAAAAAAAAUCACUGAUUACCAGAGGCAUAAAUUUAUGGCUAAUUUAAAAACAACUUGCACAUAUGAUGAUUUACAUGACUGUGAUGUCGCUAUUGAAGCUGUUUUUGAAGAACUUCCUUUGAAACAUGGAAUAAUCAAGAAGCUGGAAUCAGUAGUACCAGAACACUGUAUUAUUGCAUCCAAUACUUCAGCUCUUCCAAUCACAGAAAUCGCAUCGGCUUCCACUCGGCCAGAGCGUAUCAUUGGGAUGCACUAUUUUUCUCCAGUUGAAAGAAUGGAACUGCUUGAAAUAAUAACUACGAAAGAUACGAGUAAAGAAACUAUCGCUGUAGCUGUACAAUUAGGAUUAACUCAAAAUAAAUUGGUUGUAGUGGUUAAGGACUGUCCGGGAUUUUUUGUUGUCCGUUGCCUAGCUCCAAUGAUGAGUGAAGUUGUUCGAUUGCUUCAAGAAGGUGUCUAUCCGGAUGAAAUUGAUCAGAUGACGAAACAAUACGGUUUUCCAGUGGGUGCAGCGACGCUCACAGACGAAGUUGGGAUUGAUGUGGCGCAACAUGUUGCGAAGUUCUUAGGAGAGGCAUUAGGUCUACGAGUUGGUGGUGGAUCGAUUGCAGUACUAGAUGAAAUGGUUGCAUCUGGGUUCAAAGGUCGUAAAUCAGGCAAAGGAUACUUUAUCUACGAUGAUUCUAGACGACUCAAUACUUCUAAAAAGAAACCUGUAAACGAGGCCGCACUAAGAAUUCUUCACAAACACCAACUCACCCCUGUUUCAACGGUAAGUAGUGUUGCUGACCGUCAGCUUCGAAUUUUGUGUCGUUACAUAAAUGAAGCAGCCAUUUGUCUUGAAGAGGGCGUUAUUUCAUCACCGUCAGAUGGUGAUACGGCGUCGGUGUUCGGUAUCGGUUUUCCACCGUUCAAGGGUGGUCCGUUCCGUUUUAUCGAUAUGUACGGUGCAGAUAAACUUAUAAGUGAUAUGUUACGGUAUGCAGAGGCCUAUUCGCCGGAGCAGUUCAAACCAGCUCAGAUCAUCCAAGAUCAUGCUAAACGUAAUAAAAAAUUUUAUCCGGAAUAA